AUGGCUUCUUACACUCCCCCCAACGAAAAGGCAGACGUUGUCGAGGCCGAGAUGGGUAACAGCUCUGACCAUCCGCGAAAGGGCGAAGUCGACAAUAUCGACGCUCUCGCUACUGCACCUGGCACGACGCUCGGUUCCUUCUCGCACCUUGAUGAGAAGAAGAUUCUUCGCAAGAUGGAUAUGCGGUUGAUCCCCAUGCUUGCGCUUCUCUACCUCCUCUCAUUUCUCGACCGUGGAAACAUUGGAAAUGCCAAGAUCGAAGGCCUUCAGGAGGACCUCAACAUGACGCCCGACCAGUACAACUGGUGCCUCACAGUCUUCUUCUUCACCUACGCCGCCUUCGAAGUGCCCUCGAACCUCCUCCUCAAGAAGCUCCGUCCCAGCGUUUGGCUACCCACCAUCAUGGUGGCUUGGGGCGUUGUGAUGACACUUAUGGGUAUCGUCAAGAAUUACCACGGUCUUCUCGUCGCUCGCAUCUUUCUCGGACUGACAGAGGCUGGUCUGUUCCCUGGAGUCGCAUACUAUCUCACCAUGUGGUACUGCCGACACGAGAUCCAAUUCCGCCAAGCCCUCUUCUUCUCAGCUGCCUCCAUCGCCGGCGCCUUCAGCGGUCUCCUCGCCUUUGCGAUCGCCAAGAUGGACGGCGUCGGCGGCCUCGAAGGCUGGCGCUGGAUCUUUAUCCUCGAGGGCAUGGUCACCGUCCUCGUCGCCCUCUGGGCCUUUUACGCCCUCUACGAUUUUCCCGAGACUGCGAAAUUCCUGACCGAGGAGGAGCGUGCCUUUGUCGUCUUCCGGCUCAAGUAUCAGGGUCAGAGACAGGCUACGAGCGAGGAGGAGGGUACUCACACGCGGGUUGCUCAGACGGAUGAGUUUAGGUGGGAGUAUGUCUGGAGUGCUUUCAAGGAUUGGCAGAUCUGGGUCAACAUCUUUGUCUACUGGGGCAUUGUGUGCCCUCUCUACGGCAUCAGCCUUUUCCUCCCAACGAUCAUUCGCAACCUCGGCUACACCUCGAGCCACUCUCAACUCAUGACUGUUCCCAUCUACAUCACGGCCGCAAUCCUUGCCGUCAUCGUCGCUUGGACAUCAGACCGAGUCGGAAAGCGAAGCCCAUUCAUCGUCGUGUUCCUCUGCAUCAUGAUUGUCGGCUUCUCAAUGUGUAUUUCUACCAGCAACCCCAAGGUCGUCUACGGCGGUGUCUUUAUCGCGGCCUGUGCCAUCUACCCAGCUUUCCCAGGUGUCAUCACCUGGCUGGCCAACAACCUUGCAGGAAGUUACAAGCGAAGCGUUGGUAUGGCUAUUCAAAUCGGAGUCGGCAACCUCGGAGGCGCCAUGGCUGCAAACUUUUACCGACAAAAGGAUGGUCCUCGCUACAUUCUUGGACACGGCUUGGAACUUGGUUUCAUCAGCGCUGGUAUCAUUGCCGCUCUGAUCCUCAUCGUGGGCUACGAUCGCAUCAACAAGAGCCGUGAGCGAAAGAUGGCUCGAGGCGAACACAAUCAAUACUCUCCUGAGGAACUCUCGGCCAAGGGCGACAAGGCGUUGACCUGGAGAUAUAUGCAUUAG
Messenger RNA from Fusarium falciforme, 1563 nucleotides. Its product is annotated as MFS domain-containing protein. Lineage: Eukaryota; Fungi; Ascomycota; Sordariomycetes; Hypocreales; Nectriaceae. Bases 1 to 1563 code for a protein of 520 amino acids. The record is from RefSeq and is a predicted model, not a curated record. Gene Ontology annotation, cellular component: membrane. Gene Ontology annotation, molecular function: transmembrane transporter activity. Gene Ontology annotation, biological process: transmembrane transport. The transcript is spliced from 7 exons.